Molecule: messenger RNA, 1967 nt
Organism: Schistosoma rodhaini
Lineage: Eukaryota; Metazoa; Platyhelminthes; Trematoda; Strigeidida; Schistosomatidae
Source: the annotation of a GenBank genome assembly
AAGACAAGUGGGAAAUAUUUUUAUUCCAAAGAGUGUCAAAUAUUGUACACAUGAUGGAAAAGUUCUGAAAGAGGUGGAAACUUUGACAUAUCUGGGCAACAUCAUCCAUAAACAAGGAGGAUCAUAUGCGGACGUAAUUGUAAGAAUUAGCAAAGCAAAGACGGCAUAUAGAGCAUGUAGAACUCAAAACAAAAGUCAACCAACAAUCAAAGUUGGAAUCUUCAAUACGAAUAUCGAGACAGCUCUACUGCACAGAACUGAAACGUGGAGAACUACUACAUUCGUCGUCAAGAAAGAACAAGUACUCAUAAACAAUUUUCUAUGCAAGAUAUUAAAUGUCUGUUGACCAGAUACCAUCAGCAACAGCCCAUUGUAGAAGAGAACAAACCAACUUAAGAAGAAAUCGGGAAAUGACGAUGGAAGUGGAUAAGAACUAAAUUGUGGAAACCGCCAAACUGUAUCACGAGACAAGCGCUAACUUAAAAUUCUGAAGGGAAGAGUAAAAGAGGAAGAUCAAGGAACAGUUUACGUCGGGAAUUGGAGGCAGAUAUCGAAAAAAUGGAUAGCAACUGGAGACAACUGGAAAAGAUUGUCCAGGACAGAGCUGAAUGGUGAAUGCUGAAGAUUGUAUACUUCAGUCAGUUCUUCAUGACAUUAUCUGUUCGAAUAAUUGCAUAUGGAUGGCGAUCUGUUCAAUUGGUGUAAAUCUUUACUUUAUAACAAUAAUAACAUGUUAUAUGCUUUUUAUUUUAUCUGGAAAACAGUUGAACAAUAAUUCAUAUUUAACGGGAAAACAACAAUUAUUAGAAUUGAUCAACAGUAAACAUGUUAAUAAUUAUAGUCAAAAUAAAUCUAUUGAAACUAGAUUAAACAUGAAUAAUGAGAGAAAACAUUCCAUAAAAGCAUUUAAACAUAACAUAAAUAUAAGUAGUAAACAAUCAUUUAGAUCAAAAUAUGAUGAUUACAUACCAGAAAAUUAUCAUUUACAUAAAAAACAAACAGAAAAACAAGAAAUUCAUCAUUCAUCUAAUCCAUAUUUUAGUAUAUACAAAUCUAAUAUUUCUUUGAUGAAUCUAUCUUUACAGACAAAAUCAGCUUCAAAUAUACUACCGAAUCUUUUAUUACAGUCUCAAAAUUCUCAUUCUACAAUAUCAAAAUUAUCAUUUUCGUCAUUCUCUAAUGAAAAUGAUGUAGGUGAACCAUAUUUUGAUCUAAAUCAAUCUGUAUAUAUAACUUCAAUAAUAAAUUCUACAGCUAUAAUUCCUUGUAAAGUAAAAGAUAUCGAUUUUUCUUCGACUGUUAUGUCAUGGUGGAAAGAGGAUUUGCCGACACCACUGACAGUAGGUAAUGAAAUAUCACUUCCUCGUUACGAAAUCGAUCGCACUGAUCCUGAAUCUUGGACAUUGAUGAUUUUUCAUGUUACUGAAGCUGAUAGUGGAACAUAUAUUUGUCAAAUUAAUCUAGCCACCAUUAAAGAGAAAUUUUUCUACCUCAAAGUUAUUGCUCAGAAGAAUGAACCGGAUAUGACAAAAUUAAAUGAUGAAUAUGUCAAAGAUGAAAUAGUACAAAAUACAUUAUGGAGAGCAUCAAGUAAACAGAAAAGUGUUCACAUCUUUAAUAACCCUGGUCAAAAUCACUAUUUAACAUGUUUUGUUCAAUUUCAACAUCCAACUGCAACAUCAUCUAUAUAUUGGUAUUAUAAUGGAAAUAGAAUAUAUCCUAAAUUAGAAAAUAAUUAUUUAAAAAUAAAAGAAUUAUACGUAGAUAUACAAACAAAAUGGAUUAAUCAAACAACACAAAUGAGUAUUUGGACUUGUCGUAAAGUACCCGGGACUCAUUUGGAAUCAUUAGAGGAAAGUUCAUUGGAUUUGCAGAUAACAAAUAUUAAAACCGAACAUACAGAAUUGCAUAAUCCUCUCCAAAAUUCUUCCAAAUGUGAAUUAUUAUCAGAUUUAAUAACUUUUUAA